Messenger RNA from Pochonia chlamydosporia 170, 588 nucleotides. RefSeq names its product nadph-dependent fmn reductase protein. The record is from RefSeq and is a predicted model, not a curated record. Gene Ontology annotation, molecular function: oxidoreductase activity; FMN binding. The transcript has a single exon. Lineage: Eukaryota; Fungi; Ascomycota; Sordariomycetes; Hypocreales; Clavicipitaceae. Gene Ontology annotation, cellular component: cytosol. The coding region runs from base 1 to 588 and encodes 195 amino acids.
AUGCCCCAAAUAGGCAUCAUCUGCGGCAGCCAACGCACCCCCCGAGCAGGCGACCAAAUCACCAACUUCGUCCACUCAACCAUUCAGCAAGUCUCCUCCAACACCACUAUCCACUUCAUCGACAUAGCGGCCCUCUCCCUCCCCUUCUUCAACGAGCCCGGCAUACCAUCCAAGAUCCUCUCCCCGGAAGACUACACGCACCAACACACGCGCGCCUGGUCCCGCCAAAUAUCUGCCCUAGACGGCUUCGUCUUCGUCACACCCCAAUACAACUGGGGUAUACCCGCGGGCCUAAAAAACGCAAUAGACUACCUUUUCCAUGAGUGGAAGGGCAAGCCAGCUGUCAUUGUGAGCUAUGGCGGCCACGGGGGCGAUAAAGCUGCCAGGGCGUUGAAGCUGUGUCUUGAAGGUGGGAUAGGGAUGCAGAUUAAGGAGGAAAUGGUUGUUAAUUUGGCAUUUCCGAGCAGAGAAGUGUUGAAGAAGGCGGCGAGGGGCGAGGAUCUGGAGCUAGAUGGGUCUGAUAUUUGGGUUAAUGAGAAGGCGGAUAUUAUUGCCGCUUGGGAGGAAAUGCUUCGUUUGCUGGGAUAG